This is a messenger RNA of Lepisosteus oculatus (spotted gar), 977 nucleotides long. RefSeq names its product mitochondrial import receptor subunit TOM20 homolog. Gene Ontology annotation, biological process: protein import into mitochondrial matrix; protein targeting; tRNA import into mitochondrion. Lineage: Eukaryota; Metazoa; Chordata; Actinopteri; Semionotiformes; Lepisosteidae. The record is from RefSeq and is a predicted model, not a curated record. Gene Ontology annotation, cellular component: mitochondrial outer membrane; mitochondrial outer membrane translocase complex. Gene Ontology annotation, molecular function: transmembrane protein transporter activity.
UCCUUUUCACUCAUGGAAGGAGCGCUGUGGAGCGGGGUCAUGUGUUGUCUGUGAUCAAUCUCUUAACUUCUUAGUCUUCUCCCCCCGAUUACCGAGACACCGAGAGGCGACGUGCCGCUGUACAUGAGUUAUGAUGGGCGGUAAGACGAGCGCGAUCGCUGCCGGGGUCUGCGGGGCCCUUUUCAUCGGCUACUGCAUCUACUUCGAUAGGAAGAGGCGGAGUGACCCCAACUUCAAGAACAGAUUGCGAGAACGAAGAAGGAAGCAAAAGCUUGCAAAAGAGAAGGCUGGUCUUUCCAGGUUGCCAGACCUGAAGGAUGCCGAGGCGGUUCAGAAGUUUUUCCUUGAGGAGAUCCAGCUGGGAGAGGAGCUGCUGGCACAAGGAGACUAUGAGAAGGGCGUGGACCACCUGACGAACGCCAUCGCGGUCUGCGGGCAGCCCCAGCAGUUGCUACAGGUGCUUCAGCAGACGCUGCCCCCACCUGUGUUCCAGAUGCUUCUCACAAAGCUGCCAACCAUCAGCCAGCGCAUCGUGAAUGCACAAAGCCUGGCUGAAGAUGACAUCGAGUAGGGGGGCCAGGCGGCCAGUCCAGAGGCAGACCACUUGCUCAGAGUCCCCCAGUCUCCUCCUUGGCCAUCCCAGGAUCAUGGGAGGCAGUGCGGCCUUGGUUCCAGCAAAACAAACGAUCCCCAGCGAGGAGCCUCGUUUUGUAUCUCAUCCAGCUCAAUUCGAUUUUCAAUUUUUUUUAAUUUAUUAUUCCUUCUUAACACCUGUGAUUUUGAUACGUUCCCUCCUGUCUUUCCAGUCCGAUCGAGUGCUUGUCCCCCAUCUCGGACUGUCUUUAGCUUUCCGACAGUGUGAGCAUCCCAUCGUCACACAGUAGAAGUGUGAAGUCUGCACGUACCAUGUGUAAUAACAUAAAUACAGACCUCUUGCUCGGUUAAAAGCAAAACGGGAAUUAAAAACUACAAAGGAA